AAAACCAGUAGUUUGAGUCAGAGCUACCCAGAACUGCUAGAGAAGUCGUCAGAAACACCCUGUCGGUACAAUUUCAAAAACGCGAUUUUCCCUAUAUCAUAAACUCGAGGUCUGAGAUUCUGAUUGCACUCUAUUCCUGUGAUUUGAAAUUUCACUUCCAAUUUUUCACUUUACACAUUUGUUCUUCACAAUACAAUGUUAACCAGAGCCCUUCGUAGGUCAGCCUUGACAGCUGCUGCUGCCAAACGCUUCAAAUCCGUGUUAACGUUGUCAUCCACCGUUUCUUCAUACCCCAAGAGCCAUACCGAGGCAGGUGCUGAGCCCUACUUGACACCAUCUUUCGUGAACAACAAGCUCAUUAAGUCCGACUCGACCGAAUGGUUCGAUAUUCACGACCCUGCAACCAACAGCGUCGUACUGAAGGUACCCCAACUGACCCCUGAGGAAUUGGAAGAAGCCAUUGCUGCUGCCGAAGCUGCCUUCCCAAUCUGGAAAGAGUACUCCAUCAUCAAAAGACAGGGUAUCGCCUUCAAGUUUGUUCAAUUAUUGAGAGAAAAUAUGGAUAGAAUCGCUUCUGUCAUUGUCUUGGAACAAGGAAAGACAUUUGUUGAUGCCCAGGGUGACGUCUUGAGAGGCUUACAAGUCGCUGAAGCUGCCUGUAACAUCACCAAUGACUUGAAAGGGGAAACUUUGGAAGUAGCUACUGAUAUGGAAACCAAAAUGAUCCGGGAACCUCUUGGAGUUAUAGGAUCCAUCUGUCCUUUCAACUUCCCAGCCAUGGUUCCCUUGUGGUCACUUCCAUUGGUCUUAGUUACUGGAAACACUGCUGUAGUUAAGCCUUCGGAGCGUGUUCCUGGUGCUGCAAUGAUCAUUGCCGAGUUGGUGGCUGAAGCUGGUGUUCCUCCUGGUGUUCUUAAUAUUGUCCAUGGUAAGCACGCCACAGUGAACAAGUUGAUUGAAGACCCAAGAAUCAAGGCUUUGACAUUUGUAGGCGGUGACAAGGCCGGCAAGUACAUCUACGAAAAGGGAACGUCCUUGGGAAAGAGAGUACAGGCCAACUUGGGUGCUAAGAACCACUUGGUGGUACUUCCUGAUGCCAACAAAGAGCAGUUCGUCAAUGCUGUCAACGGUGCUGCUUUUGGUGCUGCAGGUCAGAGAUGCAUGGCUAUUUCCGUAUUGGUAACCGUAGGAAAGACCAAGGAAUGGUUAGCUGACGUAGCCAGAGAUGCCAAGUUGUUGAAUGUAGGCAGUGGAUUCGACCCCAAGAGCGAUUUGGGUCCUUUGAUCAACCCUGGUAGUUUGGAAAAGGCUCACGAUAUUCUUGACGAAUCUGUAAAGCAAGGGGCCAAAAUUCUUUUGGAUGGCAGAGGCUACAAGCCAGCCGAUCCAAAGUUUGCUAAGGGUAACUUCUUGGCUCCUACCAUCAUCACUAACGUGGGUCCUGGUAUCAGAGCCUACGAUGAAGAAAUCUUCGCUCCUGUAUUGGCUGUAGUCAACGUAGAAACCAUCGACGAAGCUAUUGAGUUGAUCAACAAAAACAAGUACGGAAACGGUGUUUCCAUCUUCACAUCGUCCGGUUCAUCUGCUCAAUACUUCACCAAAAGAAUUGACGUCGGACAGGUUGGUGUCAAUGUGCCCAUUCCAGUGCCUUUGCCCAUGUUCUCAUUCACAGGCUCUAGAGGCUCGUUCUUGGGAGACUUGAACUUCUACGGUAAGGCCGGUGUCACUUUCUUGACCAAGCCAAAGACCAUUACCAGCUCGUGGAAGUCCAACACCAUCGACAACCAGAUCUUGAAGCCUUCUACUUCCAUGCCAGUGCAGCAGUAAUCGUUAUUUAAUCAGGUUCAUAAAAUCUUUUGUAGAGCUAAUACAAAGUUUCAGGUUC
This is a messenger RNA of Scheffersomyces stipitis CBS 6054, 1885 nucleotides long. It is a transcript of the gene ALD6, whose product is annotated as Ald6p. The coding region runs from base 196 to 1827 and encodes 543 amino acids. Gene Ontology annotation, molecular function: malonate-semialdehyde dehydrogenase (acetylating, [NAD(P)+]) activity; methylmalonate-semialdehyde dehydrogenase (acylating, NAD+) activity. The transcript has a single exon. Lineage: Eukaryota; Fungi; Ascomycota; Pichiomycetes; Serinales; Debaryomycetaceae. Gene Ontology annotation, biological process: L-valine catabolic process; thymine catabolic process. Gene Ontology annotation, cellular component: mitochondrion. The record is from RefSeq and is a predicted model, not a curated record.